AUGGAAUAUGAAAGUAUUCAAUGUUCUAUAAAUGGAAAGUCUGUUGAAGCUAUAAUUGAUCGUGAUUCUGAAAUCAAUAUCAUUACCAAAGAAAUAGCUGACAAGCUAGGCUUAAAAAUCAAUAAAGAUACUUGCUUUUCAGAAGUUAAUAACAAAAGAUUUGCCGGAAUUGAGUUAGAGAUGUAUAAUAUAAAAAAUCGUCUUUAUACAAUUUGCAAAAGACUAGAUAUCCCGAUUAAUAUUGCUAUUAUUCCCGAACAAGGUCAUAAUUCGGUACGAGAAUUUUAUAAACAACUUAAAAAUUAUGCUUUAGUUAAGGAUAUACAUGAUGAGGAUACGAUUAAUUUGUUCUUUAUAAGAGGUCUAAAUAAAAAGUUUCAAUCGGUAGCUUUUGCUGAACCAUUUGCACAAAAGCAUAUGCCUUUGGAUGAGUGGGUUACAAAGCUAACAGGAAUAGAAAAAAUUUGCCAGUUACUUUCACAUAAAUUAUCAGACUAG
This is a messenger RNA of Acaulospora colombiana, 498 nucleotides long. NCBI's taxonomy places the organism in Eukaryota, Fungi, Glomeromycota, Glomeromycetes, Diversisporales, Acaulosporaceae. The record is from the annotation of a GenBank genome assembly.